UAAAUAUCCCGAUCAUAUCAUAUCUUGGAAAACCCUAAGACUACCCAAGGCUGUACCCUACAGUGUUACCUAUAGUCUAUACUUGUGUAUACGUUGCCUUCUGGGGUGGCAAGCUAGAACCAAGUUUUCUAGGUAUCAAUUCCAAUUUAAGUCAAUGAUCCUCAUUUUCUCCAACAUUAAGAAGAUUAUUGGUAAGGUGACCAACCAUCACGCAGGAUUCCGGGUCGGAGUAGCACCUCUUGCCUGAUAUAUACAGGUCGUUACUGGCGAUUCGUUUGUGCCCUAUGGUGUUCAAUUGCCCGUUUGUUCCCUCCCCCUUGGGACGGGUCAACCUACUUUGCCCGCUCAGGCGCUCCAAAAUGCUCUGACUAGACCGCCGACACCCAUGAUUUGUCCAUCAUUCAAAAUGGCAUUUCGUAAGGGCUCAUAAGGUAGGAGGAAUCACAGAUCCUCCGUGCACUUUCGCCUAGAGUUAGUUUUAUUUUUCACUACUGUCUGAGUGGUGGCUAAACCCUGAAACUUUUCCUUGAAAUGAAAUAAAGAUCUAACUUUAUUCCAGUAGUGGUUUCUGCAAAUGUAAAUAAUCUUGUUGAUUAACACCCACUUUCCAUACCCUGCAAUUCAGAGGCCAUCACCUCUGGUCUUUUAGUAACAUAUCAGUAAACAAGGCUCUCCUCGUGUAGCUUUUUGUUCUCGAGGAAGAAAAUCUCAUUGAUUACUUAGAAUGCCGGAUGAAGCAAGUUACAGCAUUGGUUCUUUCGUGAUUCACGUAUAUUGGAAAUCUCUUUCUUUAGGAAAUGGGAUGGCAUUCAAUUCUAACUUAGGGAUUCUCUUCUUCCUGAACAUUCAUGAAAAGAAGGACUCUGGCUUUAAUGCUAAAGUUUAGUACUGGGCCGAGCGUACUUACCUACUUAGACAAGAGGGAUACUUAUAGAUCUCUAUGAGCGUAAGGCAAAGUGGGCAAGACUACUUCCACAACUACAUUUUCGCUUAAGCAGGACCUGUGAGACCUCGAAGCAACCGUCUACUACUAGUUAUAGAUGCUAUUUCUAAUUGAAUAGAAUGGAUGCUUCACAGCGGUUCUGCGACAGGCAGGGCAGCCGGGUGAACAUAGGCAGCUGUUCCUAUAGAACACAAGUCUUUCUCUAAAGCACGACCUUCCGAUUGGACUACGUCUGGUCUCUAUCCUUUUUAUUCCUAAAAUGGGUCCUCGAUCAAAAUGAUCUGGUGUCUAUGUCCAUGCCUGAGGUUGGUAAACCCUAUAUCUAUUGCGGGGUGGUUUGAGGAAGGGACAGCUUGUAACCCACGACUUACUACUACGAAGAUUCUGGCGGAGAGCUUUUCACAUAUAGAUAGGUCGGGAUGAGGAAGCUCCGUAGUCAACUAAUAGAUAGAAAAUCCACCUUGUGAACCGUGUUUGUCUUAAAGUACUGUCUGAGAAGGAAUAUACCUGUUCCAAUCCCUCUAGUGGCUAUACUGAUUGACAUAGGUAGCUUUCGUAGUCAAAGCUCACAGGGCCAAAUGCUCUAUUGGAGUGGGCACGAACACACACAAUCAAGGUUCGAAGAACUUCUACUUCACGCCUUGAGGAUUCUAUGACGCUCACUCAAUGGUGUUGUGGCGAUUGCAAGCAAUCAAUAAACGAGGAAGCCAAAUUAUGGAUCCAGGAAGGCUGCAUCAGAAGGAAGAGUAGGUGUUGCUAUGCCGUUGGCUGGGACUGAGACAGAGAGAGGGGAGCAUAGCCCCUAUGAUCCCGGUAAAGAGUUCCAACUAAGCUCUUCUCAGGUUCUUUCUUUCUCUUCCAUUCUUAUGUUUAUAUAUUAAAGUGUAGUUUUCUUACUGAAAUAUAAUAAUAUUAAUCUAAUAUGCCCAUUGGUGUUCCAAAAGUACCUUACCGGAUUCCCGGAGAUGAAGAAGCGACUUGGGUUGACUUAUACAAUGUUAUGUAUCGAGAAAGGACACUUUUUUUUUUAGUUCACUGCCCUAUACAUAGAAAGAAGUGCUUUUCCACCGGUAUCAACAUUCUAUCUGGAAUCAGUAGCGAUAAUUGUUGUAUUGUGAGCCAGCCCCGUAAGACACUACGCACCUCCAAAUUCUAUAUGAUUUUUCCAAUCAUUUCAUUUAUACGACCUGCAAAUAAGAUAAGAUCUUGGCUCGCCCUACAAAAAAACAACUAUAUGCCCUAUAAACUUGCUUCUUCGAAUCUCGAAAUAACAUAUAGAAAGUGUUUCUGUGAUGAGACCAUUCUCGAUCGAUAAAUGCGAUAGGAGCCUAUGUGUUUCACGGGCAGCCGGCCAAUAGGGGAAGGUUGUGAAUCCGGCGAACCGACCGCUUUAAGAACGUGAUUGUCUUCUCUCACUCAGUUAUCAAUUGACAAAGAUGACCCAUUCUUUUUCGCCCUAAAAACGACAAUGGUAUGGUACUUUUUCUUCAAAUCGAGAUUGUGUGGGUGUCCGCUCAUGUUCACGUUACAUGCUAAAUCAGGCUUUCCUUGGAAAAACCAAGGACAACCCCUAUCUCAGUCUCCUUUCCUUUCUCUUUUCGGGAGCAGAGCUGAAAAAGAUGGACAGUAACGAUCGCGUAAUAUCAAUUUAUCGGCCUCGUCAUCGAAAGCGGCUUCCAAUUGCUCGGAAAUUCUCAGCUAUAUGGGGGACUUUGAUGGUGAGCAAAAAGAAUUGAUCAAGAAAUUGGUAAACUUUCGCAUGAUCGAUGGUAAAAGAACGAGAGUUCGUGCUAUUGUUUAUAAAACUUUUCACCGCCUAGCUCGAACUGAACGCGAUGUAAUAAAACUUAUGGUUGACGCCGUAGAUAAUAUAAAGCCAAUAUGCGAAGUGGUCAAAGUAGGAGUCGCAGGUACUAUUUAUGAUGUUCCUGGGAUUGUAGCCAGGGAUCGUCAACAAACCUUAGCUAUUCGUUGGAUCCUUGGAGCAGCUUUCAAACGACGUAUAAGCCACAGGAUAAGCUUAGAGAAAUGUUCAUUUGCUGAUAUACUGGAUGCUUACCGAAAGAGGGGAAUUUCACGUAAGAGAAGGGAGAAUCUUCAUGGACUGGCUUCCACCAAUCGGAGUUUCGCGCAUUUCAGAUGGUGGUAAAGUGAUACCACAUAAGGAGCUCUUCCUCAUUCAGUCAUACUCA
This is a messenger RNA of Triticum aestivum (bread wheat), 3135 nucleotides long. Its product is annotated as ribosomal protein S7, mitochondrial-like. Gene Ontology annotation, cellular component: mitochondrial small ribosomal subunit. Gene Ontology annotation, molecular function: structural constituent of ribosome; rRNA binding. The coding region runs from base 2646 to 3092 and encodes 148 amino acids. Gene Ontology annotation, biological process: translation. NCBI's taxonomy places the organism in Eukaryota, Viridiplantae, Streptophyta, Magnoliopsida, Poales, Poaceae. The transcript has a single exon. The record is from RefSeq and is a predicted model, not a curated record.